GCUAUUUUGGACAGAAGGGUGAGGGCAAAAGACAGAACCCCCGAGAAGAGGGCUUGACAGAAAGAUUUGGGCGGGUGCAGCAGUCAACGACCGAGAUUCCGAGGUGCAGUCCAACCGUUGGAGACCGAAAGAUAGUUUAAGCCUAAGCGAGAAGGAUAGCGCCAUUUGGAUUUGCUUUUGGUUUUGGCUUUGGCUUGAAAUACGUCAAAGACUUAUCAAUCAACUGGGUUUGAGAUGGUGAAGGAGACCGAGUACUAUGAUGUUCUGGGUGUCAGCCCCACGGCAUCCGAAGCCGAGAUUAAGAAAGCUUAUUACAUGAAGGCACGGCAAGUGCAUCCAGAUAAAAACCCAAAUGACCCUCUUGCUGCCCAAAAUUUUCAGGCUUUAGGUGAGGCUUACCAAGUCCUAAGUGAUCCAACUCAAAGGCAAGCUUACGAUGCUCAUGGAAAAUCAGGAAUCUCGACUGAAGCAAUUAUUGAUCCUGCAGCAAUCUUUGCCAUGCUCUUUGGUAGUGAGCUUUUUGAGGAAUAUAUAGGCCAGUUAGCCAUGGCAUCAAUGGCUUCAAUGGACAUUUUUACUGAAGGGGAACAAUUUGAUACUAAAAAGUUGCAAGAGAAAAUGAGGGUUGUUCAGAAGGAAAGAGAAGAAAAGCUUGCAGAGAUAUUGAAAAGUAGACUCAACCAAUAUGUCCAAGGAAACAAAGAGGACUUUGUUAAUCUUGCAGAAGCUGAAGUUGCCCGGCUAUCCAAUGCAGCUUAUGGGGUUGAUAUGUUGAAUACCAUUGGCUACAUAUACGCAAGGCAGGCAGCAAAAGAGCUUGGGAAGAAAGCAAUUUAUUUGGGUGUGCCUUUUGUUGCUGAGUGGUUUAGAAACAAAGGGCACUCUAUUAAAUCUCAAGUUACAGCAGCAACAGGGGCAAUUGCUUUGAUCCAACUGCAGGAGGAUAUGAAAAAGCAACUCAGUUCAGAAGGGAACUAUACCGAAGAAGAACUUGAAGAAUACAUGCAAUCUCACAAGAAAUUAAUGAUCGACUCUUUGUGGAAGCUUAAUGUGGCCGACAUUGAAGCCACUCUUUCCCGUGUUUGUCAAAUGGUUCUUCAAGACAACUGUGCCAAGAAAGAAGAACUCCGUGCACGAGCUAAAGGGUUGAAAACUCUUGGUAAAAUCUUCCAGAGGGUUAAGUCAGCCAAUGGGAACGAGAAUGGAAGUGUACCAAAUAAGGCAUUACACAAAUUGAAUGGAAGUGAAACUAGUAAUGAUGCUUGUUCUCCUAGUACAUCACCCAAAUCUUCAAGUCCUGAUAGUUCAACUCAUGCUAUAUUUGUAUCCCAGAGCCCCUACGUGGAGGCCCCGCAAUUUGCUGGCAUGCAAUUUGACCACAAUUUUCCCCGGCCAACCGCCCCCCCAGGUGCCCAGAGGCCUGCUCAUUGAUAUCCCAGUGUUCUUUUUUUCUUUUUUGGAGCAGUGAGGGGAGUGUUACUUUAUUAUGGUAACUUGUCUGCUGUGCCCGUGCAAUAGAUUAUGUGCAGUGUGGUUAUGAAAAUCCCAUAAUUCUAUACAUAGAUGGGGAAAGAUAAUUUAAGGUAGCGUUAUGCUGGUCGUGCUUGGCUUCCAUGUAUUUUUGUAUUUUGAAUGUGUAUUUUGUUGGGGUACUAGCACAAAGGUUACUCUCUUCUUUUUCUCAUGCCCCCUCCAAAGAGUUAGUGCCAUGUCCAUUCUAGUGGGAUUCAUGUAUAAUUGAAACUCAUUUUAACGCACAACAUCAUAUAUAUAUAUAUAUAUAUUUGCGUUC
This is a messenger RNA of Abrus precatorius (Indian licorice), 1792 nucleotides long. Its product is annotated as chaperone protein dnaJ 10-like. The transcript is spliced from 11 exons. The coding region runs from base 235 to 1431 and encodes 398 amino acids. The record is from RefSeq and is a predicted model, not a curated record. NCBI's taxonomy places the organism in Eukaryota, Viridiplantae, Streptophyta, Magnoliopsida, Fabales, Fabaceae.